AUGUCAACAACAAGGUCUCGAAAACCUCGAGAAGAAGUGAAGCCCGAGACGGAGUUAGAUAAAUAUAAGUGGUAUGAAACAGUUUGGACACCAGAAGUAAGUUUAUUACGUAUGUUUUGGAUAAUAAUGAUGUUUAUUAUAUGAUUCAGGACUCUAACCGUAAAAAAUCGUUUUUAGGAGUUUAAAACUGCCGAGUUUGGAGUGAAACGUCGUGUCGUUAUCGACGGAUGCAACUUUAUUUAUAAUGCGGGCAACAAGGCAUACGAUGUACAUUGUGACAAUGAGUAAGUAGUCCGUGUUUUAUUUUUUUGCUAUUUAGGUAAUGGAACAAGGUUUUUAAUGAGUCAAUGGUCUUAAUUAUGGUCGUCAUAGUUAUUAUUAUAAAAAAAAUGUUUUAUAUUAUAAAUACAUAUAAUUCUAAUAAGAAUUUACAUCUUUUUGAUAGUUUAUUGUCAACAAUAUAUUUUUACAGCAAGUUCAAUCCAGUAGCUUUAUUAAUCUUGGUGUAUGACUUGAUGGAGUAUGGAUUUGACGUUCAUGUGUAUAUAAAGCAAUAUUUUAAAAAUGAAGCGAAGGCCAUGGAUAAGACCACAGUGAAUGAAGAUAUUAUUAACGUAGGCUUUUUAGUCCUAAUUUAAUCAGGUUAUACCAUCUGUUUGUUUUACCUUGAUUUUUAAAAUUUCAUUUUAGGAGUUGGAAGCGUUGGAAAUUGCUACAGUGCUGCCUGAUCAGGUAGAUGACGAUAAAGCUGCAUUGGAAGAUGCCGAGAAAACUGGCGCAAUUAUUUUAUCUUUAGACAAAUAUAAACAGAAGGCGUAUGAUGGGUUCAAAUCAAGAUCAAGACGUUGUGGAUUCAACGUGGUUACAACUGGACCACCAAAAGACAUGUGUUCUUUUGAAGCUAGGCUUCACUGUAGCAUCAAAAUUGUUUUGGAUGAGGAAUUCAGAUGUGAGUUUACAUUUUUUUCUUUGGGUUAGCAUUUGAUUACAAAUUUAUCCACAUCUUAUGUUCAGGAAAGAAUGUUGUUGCCGUUGUACAUUCUGGAAAGAAAGUUGUUGCUAUUUUGAUAUCUAAUUUUAAAAAGGUUUUAUGUAUGGUAAUUUUUCAGGGACGUCAUACGUUUUACCAGGCGAAGAAGACUACGUAAAAGUGCAAAAUUGUGAAAAGAAGAUCGAUAUAAAGAAGCGUAUGGAUGCGCUUCAGAAAAUGGAUGUUUUGGCAGAUUGGUAUUUUCUGGAAUGUGCAAUCUACUCAAAAGCCGUUACGGAAGAUGAUAUCAAGAAGAUUCAGGAAUCCAUACCAUAUUACAACAAAAAGUUCAAAUUAACUACGAAAUUCAAAAAAUUUUACGACACUUAUCUCACUUAUCAGUAAGUUUAUUAAAGUUUUGAAAAAUUUACUGUUUCACACUGUUAUGUCGUAUAAUCGACGUUUGAAUUACUAUAGAUAGUUCGUUUUAACAAAACAGUUUGCGUUCUUACAUUAAAAAAUUGCACUUAAAAUAAGUUGCUUAAUAUGGUACUGUAAAUUAUGUAAAUGUUAAUAUAAUUUUUGCAGAGGCAGUUUGCUGUGA
Molecule: messenger RNA, 1574 nt
Organism: Bursaphelenchus okinawaensis
Lineage: Eukaryota; Metazoa; Nematoda; Chromadorea; Rhabditida; Aphelenchoididae
Source: the annotation of a GenBank genome assembly